Messenger RNA from Penicillium cinerascens, 1707 nucleotides. RefSeq names its product cytochrome P450. The transcript has a single exon. Bases 1 to 1707 code for a protein of 568 amino acids. The record is from RefSeq and is a predicted model, not a curated record. Gene Ontology annotation, molecular function: monooxygenase activity; iron ion binding; oxidoreductase activity, acting on paired donors, with incorporation or reduction of molecular oxygen. Lineage: Eukaryota; Fungi; Ascomycota; Eurotiomycetes; Eurotiales; Aspergillaceae.
AUGGUAUUUUCCGUAUCACUUGGGAGUAAUUCUUCUCUAUACUGGGCUUACCAGCUGUUAGGAUCACAUCCAUACACUCUGGCAUUUGCAAUAAUUUUGUUUCCCAUUCUAUCAAUUCUGAUUCAUGACUUUUUUCUAUACCUCCGACUACCUCCUGGCCCAACGCCCCUCCCGUUCAUCGGUAACAAAUUUUUAAUCCCAACAUCGUCGCCCUGGAUCCAAUUCGAGAAAUGGUCUCACACCUAUGGCCCUAUAUUCACUCUUUGGAUCGGCCGUCGACCCACGAUCGUCAUCUCCGAUCCAAAAGUAGCCGUGGAUCUCCUCGAAAAGCGCAGCACCAAAUUCAGCUCCCGCCCCCGGUUCGUGGUCAUGGGCGAAUUGUAUUGGGAUAACGCGGGAAUCUUGGUCCAACCCUACGGCAAAGAAUGGCAAACCAGACGCCGGAUGCUCCAUCAAGCGCUGAACCCAUCUGCCCUUCGACUGUACAAGCUUGCUCAGGAAGCCGAGGCAACACGUUUGUGUGGAGCACUCCUGGAUGAACCAAGUUUUUAUGAAGGCCUUAUCGAUCGUUUUACCGCAAGCGUGGUAUUUAGUAUCGCAUAUGGCCAUAGGAUCGAUUCAAUGAAUUCGAAGAUUAUCAGACAAAGGCUUGACUUCAUGCAAUAUUCCGCCUCUCUCAAUGUCCCAGGAAGAUUCCUCGCUGAGACCAUUCCCUGGCUCAAGCACGUCCCCAACUUCCUAGCACCGUGGAAAGCAGAGAUUCAACGCCGAGGUCGCGAAGAGGCAUCAAUGAACAUGGCGUUGCUACGUCGCGUACAAGACGAGCUCCUCAUUGCAAAAAGCCCGUCAGUGGCCCCCGACUCUCUCACCAAACUGCUUCUCCAAGCCCGCGACGCAGACCCGACCACAUUCGGCGGACUCAAUGAGCGUGACUUUUCCUUCGUCCCAGCAUCCCUCUUUGGCGCUGGCAGCGACACAACCGCGAGCACACUCUGUAGCGCGAUCCUAAUGCUAGUCACCAACCCACGAGUACAAGCAACCGCGCACGCAGAAUUAGACCAUAUCGUCGGGGCAUCCCGUCUACCAACUUUCGACGAUGAGCCUCAACUUCCAUAUCUCAAGGCACUCUGCCACGAGACUCUUCGAAUUCGCCCGGUUGCUGUGCUGGGGGGAACGCCCCAUGCAAACUCAGCGGCGGACACCUAUGAGGGGUACUUUAUACCCAAGGGCACGACUAUCCUGUGCAACUCGUGGGCUAUUAAUCUGAAUCAAGCAUAUUAUCCGAAUCCGCACCACUUUAAUCCACUACGUUUCCUGUCCGUCGAUCCCAAGGCACUUUCCUACCUUCCGAAACCUUCAGCGGAGGAUCUAAGUGAGGCUUUUCCAUUGAGAUCACACCCCGCAAAAGAAGGCCACAGCUCAUUUGGUUGGGGGAGAAGGAUCUGUCCAGGGGCCGGGCUCGCGCACAACUCUCUUUUUAUUGCUUUGGCGCGGCUCCUAUGGGCGUUUGAGUUCAAGCCUGUCCGAGAAGAGGAUGCUUCUGAGCGGGUAUAUGAUACGUUUGCGUAUACGCAAGGGUUCAAUAUCCGACCGAAGUCGUUUGAGUGUGAGAUUAAUCUUAGGAACGAAGAGCGGCGAGAAGUCUUGAAGGUGGAGCUGAAGAGCGCCGAGAGCGUGAUGAGUAGAUUCACUCCGUUUGAGGAGUAG